Molecule: messenger RNA, 390 nt
Organism: Eruca vesicaria subsp. sativa (arugula)
Lineage: Eukaryota; Viridiplantae; Streptophyta; Magnoliopsida; Brassicales; Brassicaceae
Source: the annotation of a GenBank genome assembly
AUGGCCAAGGGAAGAGGAACUGCAUCAUGCUCGGCACGUGUAAUAGUAGCUUUGAUGGUUGUCUCAGUGUUGGCACUUCAAGUAGACUAUGUUCAAGCUGCGACUUACAUUGUUGGUGAUUCUUUGAAAUGGGCCUUUAACGUUGUGGAUUGGCCUAAAGGCAAACAUUUUAAAGCCGGUGACGUUCUCGUGUUUAAUUAUAAUCCGAGUUUCCACAACGUGGUCGUGGUGGAUAGUGGAGGGUACAACAAUUGCAAAACACCGGCAGGUGCGACAACAUACACUUCAGGUAAAGAUAGUCUAACGUUGUCUAAAGGACAAAACUUCUUCAUCUGCAGUUUUCCAGGCCAUUGUGAACGAAAUAUGAAAAUUGCAGUUACUGCCAUUUGA